Ceratotherium simum simum (southern white rhinoceros) is the source of this 3236-nucleotide messenger RNA. RefSeq names its product SID1 transmembrane family member 1 (gene SIDT1). NCBI's taxonomy places the organism in Eukaryota, Metazoa, Chordata, Mammalia, Perissodactyla, Rhinocerotidae. Gene Ontology annotation, biological process: RNA transport. Gene Ontology annotation, molecular function: RNA transmembrane transporter activity; double-stranded RNA binding. Gene Ontology annotation, cellular component: lysosome; plasma membrane. The record is from RefSeq and is a predicted model, not a curated record.
UGCGGGCGGCGGCCCCGGGGCGCCCCUCGCAACCCCCCGCGCGGCGCCGAGACCCCGCCAGGGGCGCGGAUUUCGAUCGCGUCUACAGCGGGGUGGUGAGCCUCAGCACCGAGAACAUCUACUCCUUCAACUACACCAGCCAGCCCGGCCAGGUCACCGCCAUGCGGGUAUAUGUGAACAGCUCCUCAGAGAACCUUCACUACCCAGUCCUCGUUGUGGUUCGCCAACAGAAAGAGGUGCUGUCCUGGCAGGUUCCUCUGCUCUUCCAAGGACUAUAUCAGAGAAGCUACAACUACCAGGAAGUGAGCCGCACCUUAUGUCCCUCGGAAGCGACCAAUGAAACAGGAGCGCUGGAGAAACUGAUCUUUGUAGACAUAGCGUCCAUGGCACCGCUGGGUGCCCACUACAAACUACUGGUUACCAAGAUGAAGCACUUCCAGCUGCAGACAAAUGUUGCCUUUCACUUCAGUGCCAGCCCCUCUCAACCUCAGUAUUUUCUAUACAAAUUUCCUGAAGAUGUGGACUCAGUUAUCAUUAAAGUCUGGUCUGAAAUGGCUUAUCCAUGUUCUGUUGUCUCAGUCCAGAAUAUCAUGUGCCCAGUGUAUGAUCUUGACGACAAUGUGGAAUUUAAUGGUGUCUAUCAGUCCAUGACCAAGAAAGCUGCCAUCACCCUACAGAAGAAGGAUUUUCCAGGUGAGCAGUUCUUCGUGGUAUUUGUGAUAAAGCCUGAAGAUUAUGCCUGUGGAGGAUCUUUCUUCAUCCAGGAAAAGGAGAACCAGACCUGGAAUCUACAACGAACAAAGAACCUUCAAGUGACCAUUGUUCCUUCCAUUAAAAAAUCCAUGUAUGUGAAAUUCAGUCUUCUCACUUUCUUCACCUUCUUGUCCUUCUACGUGGGAUGCCUGCUUGUUGCGUGCGUUCAUUAUAUCAGGUUUCAGAGAAAAUCCAUUGGUGGAGGCUUUGGUUCCAAUGAUGGAUCUGGAAACAUGGAGGUGUCACAUCCCAUUGCUGCCAGCACCCCUGAAGGGAGAAAUUAUGGGACAAUAGAUGAGUCAAGCUCCAGUCCUGGCAGGCAGAUGUCCUCCUCUGACGGGGGGCAGACAUGCCAGUCAGACACAGACAGCUCCGUGGAAGAGACUGACUUCGACACCAUGCCAGAUAUUGAGAGUGACAAGAACAUCAUCCGGACCAAGAUGUUCCUUUACCUGUCAGAUCUGUCCAGGAAGGAUCGGAGAAUUGUCAGCAAAAAAUAUAAGAUUUAUUUUUGGAACAUCAUCACCAUUGCUGUGUUUUAUGCACUGCCUGUGAUCCAGCUGGUCAUCACCUACCAGACAGUGGUGCACGUCACUGGCAACCAGGACAUCUGCUACUACAACUUCCUCUGUGCUCACCCCCUGGGCGUCCUGAGUGCCUUCAACAACAUUCUCAGUAACCUGGGCCACGUGCUCCUGGGCUUCCUCUUCCUGCUGAUAGUCUUGCACCGGGACAUUCUCCAUCGAAGAGCCCUGGAAGCCAAGGACAUCUUUGCCAUGGAGUAUGGGAUUCCCAAACACUUUGGUCUCUUCUAUGCAAUGGGCAUCGCGCUGAUGAUGGAAGGAGUGCUCAGUGCUUGUUACCACGUCUGCCCUAAUUACUCCAACUUCCAAUUUGACACCUCCUUCAUGUACAUGAUCGCCGGCCUCUGCAUGCUGAAGCUCUACCAGACCCGCCACCCAGACAUCAAUGCCAGCGCCUACACUGCCUACGCCUCCUUCGCCGGGGUCAUCACCGUCACCGUCCUCGGAGUGGUCUUUGGAAAAAAUGAAGUGUGGUUCUGGGUCAUCUUCUCUAUAAUCCAUAUUCUGGCCUCUCUGGCCCUCAGCACCCAGAUCUACUACAUGGGUCGCUUCAAGAUAGAUUUGGGAAUCUUCCGGCGGGCCGCUAUGGUGGUCUACACGGACUGCUGCCAGCAGUGCAGCCGGCCUCUGUACAUGGACAGAAUGGUGUUGCUCGUCGUGGGGAAUCUGGUUAACGGGUCCUUUGCCCUCUUUGGACUGAUCUAUCGACCCAGGGACUUUGCUUCCUACAUGCUGGGCAUCUUCAUCUGUAACCUGCUGCUCUACCUGGCCUUCUACAUCAUCAUGAAGCUCCGCAGCGCUGAGAAGGUCCUCCCCAUCCCGUUCUUCUGCAUCGUCGCCACGGCUGUGGUGUGGGCCGCUGCCCUGUAUUUUUUCUUCCAGACUCUCAGCAGCUGGGAGGGGACCCCAGCUGAAUCCCGGGAGAAGAACCGGGAGUGCAUCCUGCUCGAUUUCUUUGAUGACCAUGACAUCUGGCACUUCCUCUCUGCUACUGCCCUGUUCUUCUCAUUCUUGGUUUUGUUAACCCUGGAUGAUGAUCUGGAUAUGGUUCAGAGAGACAAGAUCCGCGUCUUCUGAGCCUCCAGCAUUAAGAGGGGUAGAGGGAGCGAUUGAUCUUGGUGCUGUUUCAUGAAAAAUACAGGGACUGCAGCAAAGUAACCACUGCCAAAUGCUCCACUCACCCUCUAUCGAGUCAACUUGGAUACAUUCACACACGGAGGAGAGAGGCAGGGGAGAUUCAAACCCACAAGAAGGGGGGCCACGGCUGUGGACAGAGGUGAGCCCUGAAGAGUCGAGAAGUGCCAUUCCAUUCCGUUGCAACUCGGAGCUAGACACGGACAAAAGCUGCAUCAGAGUCAACUCGCUGUCUUGGGACCCUUCCCACCCUCACAGAGCUUUGCCAGCAAUGGCAGGAUGAUGCUGCCUUCUUCUCUCCAGCUGCCUCCAUGCCCAGAAAGGCCAGCAGCUCGGAUUCCUUCUCUCCCUCUAGAAACUUCGGGUUGGCCCCCUUUGCACCUCUGUUACAUCUGCUGCUCUCGACAUCCCAAAACACCAGCUCGCUCCUCCAGGGUCCUGGACCAACAUGAUUCCUCUGAGUCUAGCAGAGGAGUGGACCCAAGGCCCUUCCCAACUGGGACAGAUGUUCUAGGAGCACCAGCUGGUCACCUCCUCAGAAGGAAUGCUGUACGUUUCCCCCAGGUUCCUGACCACAUUAGAAGGACUCACACUGGGCUAUGUCACACGCUCCCCCUCACAGGUGACCGUCUCUGGGACAAAGGCUUGGGUGCUUCCCUCUUCCUUAGUGUCUUCAUCUCACUGCUGUGUGUUGACUCCAUCACUCAGGCUCUCCCUUCUUGGGAAGGCUGUUGCUCCCCGGACCAGCUCCAAGGUGGAAGGAGA